UUAAGUUUAUUAAUUUGCUGAUUAAAUGAGGUAUUUAGUUUGACAGACUUUGAUGCAGAAACAAUUUGGCCGAUUCAAAUGCAAAGCAUUAGACCUAGACCUUGAAUACCUAGCAUUCGAUGUGUAUAAAUAUAUGUUAUGCGGUGUUGACCCUUUGUAUGUCAGGUAUGAACUGAAUGACUGAGGGUUUUUUAAGGUGUUGCAUAAGGCGAAAAUUACGGAUGACUAAAGCCUGCACAUACAUUCCAACAAUUGUCAUUGUCAUGACAAAAAUGAGCUUCAGGUUGCUUAUUGUAAAAGGUGUAAUUUUAGACUGUUUUCCAACCAGCGGUCAGUUAGGAUGUAGAAAGCAAACGCAAGUUCUCAUUUUUUGGCAUGGUGCCCGCCCAACCUUUUAUCCACCGGAGAUUUCCUUAGAGAGGAUGAGAGGACAGAAUGUCUCGGUUUCGUGUUACAGAAUGCCAAACACAGAAGAAUUCCCAGCUCGUGUUACUUGCUCCCAGUGUGUCCAACCUCUGGUUCUGGGGCAGCAGAAGACACAGAGGCUUUUCUUUUUUUCAGCUUCCCUAACUGGAGAAACACAAUAAACUUUAUUAUAAGGCAGUUAGUCACUUUUAGAGCUCCUGCGACUUGGCCGCAUUUGGCCCCCGGGCCUUGAGUUUGACACCUGUGUUCUAGAUGAAUACACCACCGUACACUCCCAUUAAAAUGAUGAACAUUUCAUAAAAUGUAUGAUUCCAUGGUUUGCUGAGCCCUUGCUGUCAACAUGAGCUGGGACAGGUGUAAACAGAGCAGAGAGAGGCUCCACAUGUUGACUCAGUCCAUCUGUUGACACUGGUGAACUGUAGACUUUUAUCUGUCAUCCAAGGACACGGGGAGGCUGCAAUAUUUACUCAGUUGUUGGUGAGUUUCAAGCCCAAUGCCGCUCUUUAUUGAUUUCUCCGUGACAUUGGUGAGUGGGUGAGCUGGUCACGGUGACAGCAGUAUCUGGUGUGUCCGCCUACAGUCAUCCAGUGGCUGUGAUCACGCAUCAGCGAUGAGCGAGUGUGGCAGGUUUGUGGUGAACGCUCAGAAAGAGAAGAGCAGUUCAGAUCUCAGGUGUGUGAUAUCGGAGCGGCACCCUGACUCUUGUUUUGUUAAUGGCGGUUCUUUAUUAUUGUAACCACAUUUCUGGGACAGUGUGUCUGUGGUGCUGGAGUGUUGAGUGGAGGGGGUUAAACCACGGUUUGUUUUUGGCUGCUGUCUGGCUUUCAGUAAAAGACUAGCAGAAAUCGAGGCCAAAGAAGCGUGUGACUGGCUGAGGGCAACGGGAUUCCCACAGUAUGCUCAGCUAUUUGAAGAUUCACAGUUCCCCAUCGACAUCACAUCUGUCAAGAGAGAUCAUGACUUUUUGGACAAAGAUCUAGUGGAACCUCUCUGCAGACGACUUAACACCUUGAACAAGUGUGCCUCUAUGAAACUUGACGUCAACGUCCCAAAAAAGAAAAUUGAAGACUCUGAUGAAGAAGACCUGUUUGCCAUUAGUGACAAAUGGACCUUUGAGUGGAGCAGCCGGCGCUGGUCCAGGUUGGAGGACAUUGACUGUCUCCUAGAAAACAACAGGGAGGGUCAGCCCUACGGCGACGAGGCCCCUCUGAGGACCACCACCAGCAGUGAGAGUGUGCUGACAGAUCUGAGUGAGCCUGAGGUCUCGUCUCUGCACAGUGAGAGCAGCGGAGGCAGCAGCCACAGAGGCCUCAGCACAGAGGACUCGGACUGCUCCAACCGCACGUGCUCAGAUUCGGCAGCGAUGCUCGACAGGACUUCCCUCACAACGUCCUACAUACCCAAAGAAUCCGCUCGCUAUGAGAAGCACGGCAAAACCAGCCGCGUCCGAGCCAAAGACUUCCUGAAGCGCAUGGAAACCCUGCGCUCUCGAGGAACUUUGGGAAGAGGCGGUAGGCCGUUGGUUAUCGGUUCUCCGGUGCUACAGCAGGAGGCGCGGACGCUGAAGACAUUGCACUGUGUUGACAUCAUGAAUGGAGAUGCUGGGACUCUGAACCCAGCGUCCCAGUGCAGCAGCGAGGGCAGCAGCCAUUCUAGUGGCAGUGCCGUUAGCACACCCAGCUUGAAGGAGCACAAGCAUCAUCGGUCCUACUACAAACGAAGUGGGAUGUAUUUAGAGGACGUGGACAUCUUCUCAGACACCCAGGUGAAUAAAGUGGCAGAGGAGAACUGGAGGAAUGAAUUAUCUUCUUAUGAAGACCUGGUGGUCCAUAUCCCCAAAGACCACAAGCCUGGGACUUUUCCCAAAGCACUGUCCAUUGAAAGUCUGUCCCCCACAACUGGGGCUUCUAUUACUUGGCAUACAGGCAGCAUGCACCGGGACACCCCGGUCAUAUCAUCCAGGCCUGUGACCCAGUGCUGCUCCAGAGGCAGUCGGAUCAGUGUGUACGAUAAUGUCCCCGGCUCACAUCUGUAUGCCAGCACUGGAGACCUGAUCGACCUGGAGAAGGAGGACCUGUUUCCUCACCUGGACGAUAUCCUGUCACAUGUCAACGGUCUUCAGCAGAUAGUGGACCACUGGUCAAAGAAUGUGUUGCCCGGCGGAGAAGCAGUUGUUCAAGUGGACGGUCAGAGAGAAAAUCCAGGAGGGCUCCAGUCCUCUAGCCAGAUCACGUUAGACUUUGAGGGAAAUUCAGUCACUGAGAGCCAGACCACGCCGAGCGAUGGGGACAGAGACAGGGUAUCACUUGUUGAUACUGAAUUGACGAGGCUGAGGGAACGGAGGGACUCGGGAGUAGGUGCUUCACUUACACGACCAAACAGACUGCGAUGGCCAAGCUUUCAGAUAUCCAACCGACUCAGUCACUCCAUGGCAUCGCUGCAGAUCACAAACCAGUCUGCAGGUCAGCUCAGCUUGCUGCAGAAAUUCUCCCUGCUGCGUCUCACAGCCAUAAUGGAGAAGUUUUCCAUGUCCAACAAACAUGGGUGGACCUGGUCGGUACCAAAGUUCAUGAAGAGAAUGAAGAUGCCAGAUUAUAAGGAUAAAAACGUGUUUGGAGUUCCACUCCUAGUUCAUGUGCAGCGUUCUGGACAACCACUGCCCCUGGGUUUGCAGCAGGCGUUACGGUACCUGAGGAGCCAGUGUCUGGAUCAGGUGGGUCUUUUCCGUAAAUCAGGGGUAAAGUCAAGAAUUCAAGCACUGAGGCAGAUGAACGAGAACUCUCCUGACGAUGUGAACUACGAGGAUCAGUCGGCCUACGACGUGGCCGACAUGGUAAAGCAGUUCUUCAGGGAUUUACCUGAGCCUCUGCUCACCAGCAAACUGGGAGAGACCUUUCUACACAUUUAUCAAUAUGUGCCUAAGGAUCAAAGGCUGCAGGCAGUCCAGGCGGCCAUCAUGUUAAUGUCGGAUGAAAACCGAGAGGUGCUGCAGACCCUGCUGUGUUUCCUCAGCGAUGUCACUUCCUCUGUGGAGGAAAACCAGAUGACACCCAUGAACAUAGCCGUGUGCCUGGCUCCGUCCCUCUUCCACCUCAACAUUCUCAAGAAGGACAAUCUCUCCCCGAGAGCCAUGCAGAAGAAGUACGCUACCGGCAGACCAGACCAGAAGGACCUGAAUGAGAAUUUAGCAGCGACACAAGGACUUGCUCACAUGAUCAUCGAGUGCAACCGUCUUUUUGAGAUCCCUCAUGAGAUGGUCACUCAGUCGCGGAACUCUUACGUGGAGGCUGACCUGCACGCACUGACAAUUGAAGAAUUAUCCAAGCAGCUGGAGGAGGAUGAUGGAACGUACCAAUCACAUAUGGAGGGGAGGCUGCAGAACCUGCUGAAAGAGUCCCGGGAAAAGUCCAAGUACUGGGUGUCCUGCAGCAGCUCUGACAACACAGAGCUCUACUACAAGAAGGCAGGAGACGGGAACCCACUCAGACGAUGGAGAGUCUCUGUGGAGGUUGAAGCACCCCCAUCAGUUGUUUUAAAUCGAGUGCUGCGAGAGCGCCAUCUGUGGGAUGUUGACCUGCUACAGUGGAAAGUGUGUGAGACACUGGACAAGCAGACAGAAGUAUUUCAAUAUGUCCUCAACCGCAUGCCUCCUCACCCCAGCAGGGACUUUGUGGUUCUGCGGUCCUGGAGGACGGACUUGCCUAAAGGAGCCUGUUCCCUGGUUUCAGCGUCCAUAGAGCACGAGGACUGUCCUCCUGUUGGAGGAGUACGAGCCAUCGUCCUAGAGUCCAACUACCUGCUGGAGCCCUGCGGCUCUGGGAAGUCCAGACUGACUCACAUCUGCAGAGUCGACCUGAAAGGGAGGACACCAGACUGGUAUAACAAAGCCUUCGGUCACCUCUGUGCCGCAGAAGCCGCACGCAUCCGCAACUCCUUUCAGCCGCUCAUCACAGAUGGACCAGAGACUAAAAUAUAAAGUCUGUCUUCAGGUCAUUGCUGAAGUUAAGCCCGUCUUUUAUUGAGAUACAGAUUAUUUAAAAAUAGCUCCUCUGUUAUGGCAUAGUUGCAUGAAAUGAUAUGCUUCAUGUUCCAGGGAAGUUGAUCAUCCUGCCAUUUCUGUUAACACAAGUAUUUUAUUUUCCGAAAAUAUCACCAAAUGUAUAUUAUUAUUGUAUUUGCUGUUAAUAAUACUGCUAUUGUAUUUCUGCCGCUUUUAUCCAUAAUGUCUACGACAUUCGAGGUCUUAAAUGCUUCUGGGAAGCAUAUAAUUUAAGAAAAUAUAUAUAAUUAAUGUUCUCUUACAUGUCUGUAUAUAUGUGUGAAUAUGCCGAUGUACACACUGUAUAAAUGUAACUGAUUUUUUUAAGUACAUUUGGUCAUUUCAAAUUUAAAUAUAUAUAUAUAUAUAUAUAAUAAUGCAUUCAUUUGUGGUGCUUACUUUGGUACAAAAUUGUAAACCGGUUUUACUUUGUGUCAGUAUUGUCAUUUUAUUUUAAAUAUGUGUAAUUUUAUUAAACGACUUAAGGUGUGAUGUUAUCACACCUGCGUUAGGGUACUGUACUGUGUAACACCAAGCACAAGACACAUCAUUUUCUAAUAAAAGUAAAUGUCUUAAAAAAA
Cynoglossus semilaevis (tongue sole) is the source of this 5046-nucleotide messenger RNA. It is a transcript of the gene stard13b, whose product is annotated as StAR related lipid transfer domain containing 13b. The coding region runs from base 1454 to 4402 and encodes 982 amino acids. NCBI's taxonomy places the organism in Eukaryota, Metazoa, Chordata, Actinopteri, Pleuronectiformes, Cynoglossidae. The transcript has 14 exons. Gene Ontology annotation, biological process: actin cytoskeleton organization; regulation of Rho protein signal transduction; signal transduction. The record is from RefSeq and is a predicted model, not a curated record. Gene Ontology annotation, molecular function: protein binding; lipid binding; GTPase activator activity.